GAGACCGCACCCAGAAAAGAAAUGCCUAAUGACUGUGCCAAAUUCAAUCAGCCCAUUUCUGACAAGAAGGAAAUAAAACUAUAUUCCUCUCUGGUCUCUUUCCUGCACUAGAAGCCAUGGCUGCUGCAAAUCCAGCAAAAACUCUCCAGGAUGAACUGACCUGUUCCAUCUGUCUGGAGUAUUUUAAAGAUCCGGUGUCUCUAGACUGUGAUCACAGUUUCUGCCGAGCCUGCAUCACCCCGUGCUGGGAGGGAUUUGAUACAGACGUCUCCUGCCCUCAGUGCAGAGAGAUCUUUCCCCAGAGGAACCUCAGGCUGAACAGGCAGCUCAGGACUAUUGUGGAAGCAGCCAGAGAACUCAGGUUGCAGACAGGGAGGGAACCAGAACCAGAGAGACUGUGUGAGAAACACAAGGAGCCUCUAAAACUGUUCUGCAAAGAGGAUGAAAUCCCCAUCUGCCUGGUGUGUGACAGAUCCAAGCAGCACAGAGAUCACACCGUCAUUCCUGCAGAGGAAGCUGCUGAAGAAUUCAAGGAAAAAAUUCAGGCCCAUUUGCAGACUCUGAGGGAAGAGAGAGAAAAGCUGCUGGGAUGUAAAGUGAGCAGAGAGAAGAGAAGCCAGGAAUAUCUGAGAAAGACACAAACCGAGAGGCAGAAUAUUGUGUCUGAAUUUCAGCAAUUGCGGCAGUUCCUGGAGGAACAAGAGCGACUCCUGCUGUCCCAGCUGGAGAAGCUGGAUGAGGAGAUUGAGGAAAUACAGAAUGAAAAUGCCACUAAACUCUCCGAGCAGAUUUCCUGUCUCAGUGAGCUGAUCAGUGAGCUGGAGGGGAAGUGUCAAAAGCCAGCGAGUGAAUUCCUGCAGGAUGUCAGAAGCACCCUGAGCAGGUGUGAGAAAGGGAAGUUCCAGCAGCCACUGGAGAUUUCUCCUAAACAGAAUAAGAGACUCAGUGAUUUCUCCCAGAAAACUGUUGCUCUAAUGGAGACUCUGAGGAAGUUCAAAGACACUCUGCCGUUUGCACUGGAGACAAGAAGAGGGGAAUCCCUAGGAACAUUCAGACAGGCAAAUGUGACUCUGGAUCCAGACACGGCUCAUCCAGAACUCGUCCUGUCUGAGGACUGGAAAAGUGUGAGACGGGGAAACACAGGGCAGGAUCUGCCCAAGAACCUUGAGAGAUUUGACACUGAGCCCUGUGUGCUGGGCUGGGAGGGAUUCACCUCUGGGAGACACUGCUGGGAGGUGGAGGUGGUUGCUGGGCGAUGCUGGGCUGUGGGGGUGGCCAGAGAGUCUGUGAGGAGAAAGGGACAGAUCAGUCGUAGCCCUGAGGGGGGGAUCUGGGCUGUGGGGCAGUGGGGGAGUCACUUCCAAGCACUCACUUCCCCUGUGACCCCCCUGCCCCUGAGCCGGUUCCCCAGCAGGAUCUGGGUUUGUCUGGACUGUGACCGGGGGCAGGUAACAUUUAUCAAUGCUGAUGAUGGGGCCCCGAUCUUCACUUUCCUGCUGGGGUCUGUUCCCGGGGAGAGAAUCCAACCCUGGCUCCAGGUGCUGGGACCAGGAUCUGGGCUCAGAUUGUGUGCCUGAGACAGGGCGGGGGCAUCGAAAUAAACCUAGGUAUCCUGAAAUCAGCCCCUCAAACUUCAGAAACCAUAUUCUCUAUGACCCUGGAGGACUCCUGUCUUCCUGCAGACUUUCUACUGUACAGUCUCUAUGACUCUGUGUGCUCAGUGUGGGGGGGGUGGGGACGGUCUCUGGGGACUGUCAAACCAUAGAGAGCAGGAAGUGAUUGAAAUGGAGAAGCCAAUCUCACUACUCCAGGGAUUGUGCAGCCUGUUAGUCACUGUCCUCUAUGGUCCAGGAGGACUCGGGAUCCUCGAGUCAAUGAGACAAUGGAGAGGGGGAGGGGAGAAACAGCCAUGAAUAUAUGGGCUUUUCUAGCCACAGUCAUCGUAAUCUCUAAGAUGCUGGAGGACUCCCAUCUACCCAGCCUCUGGCCCAGUCUCAGUGUCACCAGGAAGCUCCUCCCCCUGCUCUCCCUGUAGCACCAGCGAUGGGAGGGGGUGGUGGGAAGAGCCCCUGGAGCUGCAGGAGAAGCAGAGGGGCCCUGACGGGCAGAGGUGGGGGCUGCAGGGUCAGAACUGAAGGAGGGGCUGGGGGCAGAAGUGAUGUGGGGUUUGGGGGUAGAAUUAACAGCUGGGCUGGGGACAGGCAGAGGUGAGGGCUGGGCAGGGGGGUAGUACUCACACCUGAGCUGGGGACAGGCAGAUUUUGGGGUGCCAGGGACACAGAAUUAAUUAAUUCUAAUUUGAGGCCUUGGGGGAAGCUCGAGGCUCAGCACCAGCCAGGAGCCUUGGAGAGGGAGACCCAGGCCCUGGAGAAUAUGACCUACAGGCCACCAGGGAAGAGAUGCUCCGGGAGGAAAGGAGUUGUGGAGUGGGGAGAUGUCAGCUGGAUGAAGAAGAGGUGGCUGUGGGGAGGGGAGUCAGGUACAGGGCAGGUUUAACCAGAAGGGAGAGAAGAAAUGAAAUGGGAGAAGGUGAAAAUAAAGUAAAACAAGAGUAAGGAGAGAAGACUGGGGAAAAUGGGGAGUGGGGGGGAUGGGACGGACUGAAAUGAGAAGCCUGAAAGCAAAACAAUCCUGAGAAGGAAAAACCUCAGCGGGCAUGGACAGGGGAGGUGAUAAAUUCAGCAGAGAGAACUGGGCACCUGCGUUGAAAUGAUCAGUGACAUGGAUUAGAGAAGAGUUAGGGAGACUCAGAGAAAUAAACAGAUGGGAAAUGAGUGCUAAAUAAAACGCUGUGUAAAACUGGAUGAAAUGAAAAAAAAAGUGAAAAAGAAAGAGAACAUGAGAGGGAGAUGGAGAUCUAUAAAAUGUUUCUGAAAGUGAAACUAUAACAUUAAUUCCACCCCAUAGUUAAUUCCACCCCAUCUACUUAGGUACCUUUCAGGGCAAAACACUUCACAUUUGUGGAUGUUUUUACCAUGUGUUCUGGUUAUGAAUGUUCCCACUCCGCUCCUUUUAAGCCUGAUAUUUACUUAAAGUAAAUGAAAUAUAUAAAAAGCAACAGAGGGUCCUGUGGCACCUUUAAGACUAACAGAAGUAUU
Messenger RNA from Trachemys scripta elegans, 3098 nucleotides. Its product is annotated as zinc finger protein RFP-like. The record is from RefSeq and is a predicted model, not a curated record. Lineage: Eukaryota; Metazoa; Chordata; Testudines; Emydidae. The transcript is spliced from 7 exons. Bases 117 to 1577 code for a protein of 486 amino acids. Gene Ontology annotation, molecular function: zinc ion binding; protein binding.